AUGUCUUCACUUCCCGAUUUACAAUCAACACAGUCUAUUACGAAGUUUCUUCGGACAUCAUCGGAUUUGGAAAAAAUAUUCGAACUCAUUAAGAUCCUUCUCAAAGAUGAUCAUUGUGUCUUACCAAAGAAAGAAUUGUUUAUUAGUCAAUUGUUAGAACAAAAGCUCAAUAAUGAUACAAAUCUGAUACUGACUAAAGCAAACAGAAAGAAGCAAGUCUCCUUCUAUAAAGAGUGGCAGACUUGGGAAGUUUUGAGUACAAUUCUUGACCGAAGUUCUCAAGACUGCUCAUUUGAAGUGAUUCAAUCUCUCAAGUCUAUCAAAUACUUGGAACUUCUAGAUCUUUGUAUGGGCUGUGCUGAAUCUCGUGUCACUACCUCUUUCUUGGAGUUUAUUGAUUUAUUACUACAAAAAAAUUAUUUGGUGACUUCGAAAACUAACAAUGUUCUCGGAAUGUAUUUGAGAGGAUUCAACAAGUUCAUAAGUCAAAUAUCACCAAUACCGUAUCCACAAUUCAAAAUAUUUGAGAAUUUGUUUAAUUAUUUAGUAAAUAAUGGAUCUGUCAAUGUGAAAUUUGCUGAUAGAAAUGUCCUAUCUGUGAAGAGCCACCCAAUUAAGGAAUUUGUCAAGUUUUAUAAAGAUAACUCCCAGUUUCUCGUGGAACACUACAUUGCCAAUGAUCUUCUAAAUAAUCUUGCUUCUUUGGUAGCAAACUCAGAACUUUCAGAUUUCGUGACUCGUUUAAUAAACAUGUUCUGGGAAAAUUCCAUUUCAUUUGAAAUCACAAAUAUGGAUCAAUUCCAGCUUUCCACCCUUGUUAAUCAUUUCAAUUUAUUCAUCGAGAAACUCUAUUCUGAUGAAAACAUCAAAACCAUUUAUACUUUGCUUCUCAGAAAUUUAACGGAAGCUCUUAUUUAUCAUAAUUUUUCUGUUAAUACUGCUAUUGUUAGCGAUACAAAUGGCAAGAUCAUUAAUACUAUUAUCUCUAAUGAUAAAUUGGCGGUGUCAAUUCAUCAACUCGUGGAAAUCAAUAUUUUGGAAACACCAAAAACCAAAUCUGUGAGUUUGAACUCCGAAUUUUUGGAAUCUUUAUAUAAGGCAGAGAUUGGCAAAGUCUUAGAAUUGGAAAAGGUAGAUUUCCUGGUGAUUUCUGAAAAAACUGAUGAAGGUUUAUCAGCGAUUGUUGACUCGAUAGAUAGAAAAAAAUUGAAAACUGUUAAUUUUCAAUUACUCUCCAAGUUGAUGGUUAUGGAAACAGAUUACGCUAUGUCUUUGAAGGAUUGCAUCGAAAAAUAUGGCACGCUUGUUAUUAUUCUUCAUUUCCAGGGUUCACAAUUACUUGAAUCAUCUAUAUUCCUUCCGUGGUUCAAGUUUUACACUAGCAAUUCUUAUUCAUUUAUUCAAAUGCUCGAAUUAUUUCGCAAAAUGGCUGUGGUUUGCAAGUUUCAAAUGGGGGAUUUUAAGCUUUUCCAGGGUCAACUAUUUUCCAGAGUAAGAAUCUUGUCUUUAACCCAACUCGAUAAGGUGCUUCAUUCCACUUUUGAGGCAGCUAUUAACAAGAGUACCAGUGAUUAUUCCAGAGACUCGUAUUUUGUGUUAUUGUGGAUAUUAUUGCGAUACUUAUCUGGCCCAGCUUACGAAAAAUUCAUUAAUAAUCAAAACCAUAAUGCGAUCCUCUUGGGUUUCUUGAAAGAAUUAGUAUCAUCGUUCAAAUUUCUAAGCAACAGUGAAUGGUAUUAUAAAGUUGUUUUUCAAUUAUUAACAAUUUUUAGUGGAGAUGAACUCGAAAACUUGAGUCAAGAUUUGGAGCCAAAAUUUAUCAACAAAGCUUUAAAAGUGAAAAAUGUCAGCUCUGUCAUGGUGGCGUUAAGAUACAUUGAAUGUUUUCCAAAUCUGGUUGCAGUUGGAAAAUUCAACUUGUCUGAGGUAAUUGAAAAAAUUAUAAAGGACGCUAAAAAGAAUGAUAAGACCGAAAUUAUCUUGAUAAUUUUCCAAAGAUUUUUCAAUGUCUUGGCAUUAGUAGAAAAUCAAGAAGCUAUCGAAAAGCUUGUAGAUAUUUUCAUUGAGAAAUACAUUGAAGAUGAAAUUUCCUUUUGGAAUGUCUUAGACAAUCAAUUAUUGUUUGAAGUUCCAUCCGUUAACCACGGAUUAAUCAAAUCAAUAAGUACCAGGAUUCUGAAGGCCAAAUCGGUAUUAAAUCAAAAUCUUCUCAAGGCAAUUCAAAGAAUUCCGAUAGAGUGCUAUAACAGAAUAGAAAAAGUUGAUUUGCUUGACAUCCUACUGAAUCUCAUUUUUGAAGACUCGCUUGAUUUUGAUACUACCAAUGCUGGAAAGUUGGCAAUUUGUCAUCUCCUCAGCUCUCCAACGCACAGAUCGAAGAUUGAAACUGAUGUCAAAUUUUUAGAAAAAUUAUUUGCAUCUGGCUCUGAAGUUGCGAAUGCUGAAAUCGUGAAGCAUGUGGUAGAAAAUCAUCUUAAACAGUAUAAUGAUACUGCGUCAGUCAUCUAUUUGAAUUCCUUGGUUUCAUGGACGGACAAAUGUUUGAAAUCAACUGAGGCUGGUAAAUGGGUAUUUGUGCAAAAUGUUAUUUUGAAUGAUAUCACAAACUAUUAUUCUUUUGAAGAGAAAUUUAAAGCCUUGCAACAGGAAUAUGUGUUAUUUUGCAUUGGUUAUUUGAAAGAAUGUUCGUUAUCCUGGAAAUCCGAAAACUCAACAAAAAAGGCAUCCAGCAAAAAGUCCGUCAAGAAGGGUACAAUUGUUGAUUCCGAGAUUUUAGAAGUUGUAUGCAGAGGAUUAUUUAAUUUGGAAGUGCCGAACGAUACAGCUUUGUCAAUUAGUAAUAUUGAUCUAUCAAUUUUGAAGGACUAUAAUCUACAAAAAUUAAAAACCGGAUUAUUUUCAAUUCUUCCAAAAGUUUCCAAAGCUAUGGAUUUCAAGUUUGUGGCAUACUACAUUAAUUUAUACUUGAUUAUAUCUCAAGACAAUAUUGAUGAUGGAGAUGCUGAUGCUGGUAAGAUAUUAGGUGAUUUAAAUGACGACGUUGCAUCACUAAGUGUUCUUAAAGUCUUGAAUGACAUUGAAGAAGUAGAUUUUGUGAUGCUAUAUACCUACGCCCUACAACUAUUGAAUAACACCAAUAAUAAUAAAGUUGCAAUUAUGGGAUUAUUAGCUAUUUUCCUUAAGUCAUUGAAAUCCCGGUCUAGUGAAUUUGAUAAAUUGGAUAAAACAAAAUUACUCUCUGACACUUUAACUUCAUUCAUGGAAAUGCUUGAUAAUUCUUGCAAAUUUGAUGAGAACAUCCUUUCUUCUAUGGCCAUCAUCAUGAAUUAUUCUAUGGGUGAUGCGAACUUCUUGCUCUCUCAAUACUCAUUUGAGCUCUCCCUUACAAUCUUAUUCAAGAUCAUUCAAAUGAUGUUACAGAGUUCCAGCGUAUUGGUUUAUCAGAAGAUAACAAAAAUUUUGGGGAGAAUUCUUUUGUUAUACCGUUUCAGACUUCGUGGGAGAUACCAUAUCAUCGUGUCGAUAUAUAAUUCUCUCCUUGGUUACCUUGCGAAAGAUUCAAUGGGUGGUAGUUUACAGGACAAGAUUGAAUGUGCCCAUUUGUACAGUCGUGCUUUGGGUAAUUUAGUGCAGCCAAAUGAUCAAGCAGCCAAGAGUAUAACUCGUGGUGGUGGUAGUAACAAUAAUAGUUCCAGUAAUAAGGAAUUGCUCACUUCUAAUGUUAACUUGAUCAAGAAGGAUAUGAGACCUCAUUUGGCCAACAUGAUAUUGCAGUUUGUCAAGUACUCUUUGUCUUUAGGUUUUAGCAAUCAAGUUAGAGACCUUGUGGUUAACCAAGGGAUCUUCUUGAUCCUUGAUACCAUUUCCGCUAGUGAGUUAAGUUUUGUGAACGCCAAUUUGGAUGUCAGUGGCAGAAGUUAUUUCAAGACUGUUUACGAAGAUUACAACAAAUUCGGAAAAUGGAAAGAGUGA
This is a messenger RNA of Saccharomycopsis crataegensis, 3972 nucleotides long. It is a transcript of the gene URB2, whose product is annotated as ribosome biogenesis protein URB2. The transcript has a single exon. Bases 1 to 3972 code for a protein of 1323 amino acids. The record is from RefSeq and is a predicted model, not a curated record. NCBI's taxonomy places the organism in Eukaryota, Fungi, Ascomycota, Saccharomycetes, Ascoideales, Saccharomycopsidaceae.